Messenger RNA from Pecten maximus, 2193 nucleotides. RefSeq names its product laccase-1-like. The transcript is spliced from 10 exons. Lineage: Eukaryota; Metazoa; Mollusca; Bivalvia; Pectinida; Pectinidae. Gene Ontology annotation, molecular function: copper ion binding; oxidoreductase activity. Gene Ontology annotation, cellular component: plasma membrane. The record is from RefSeq and is a predicted model, not a curated record. Gene Ontology annotation, biological process: iron ion transport. Bases 171 to 2069 code for a protein of 632 amino acids.
GUGAUAGCGAGUGUGGUUGACCGAUUGUGUCCCUCAUUGAUCAGGGUCAGGAUCCCAUCAUUGUUUAUAACAGCUACGAGUAUAUAUAACGUGGACAUAGACACCUUCGUCUAAAUUGAAUUCAGUAUUAGUGAAGAAGAAAAGGCUUUUGAUAUUCAGAUUGCAAAAUCAUGGCUAUCUCAGCGAUCCUGCUAUUGAUGGCAGUUUUCCCUGCUAUUCUCUCUGAAGUCAUGAUCCCGAUGAAAGAUUAUCGGGACCACCCGUGUAAACGGACUUGUAGAGUGAACGCACCAAUGGUCUGUGAGUAUGAUUUUCAUGCCGAAUACUUCUACACCCUCACCAAAGCCUGCCGUGACUGUCCCCAUAACGUUACAGACUGCAACAGACCCGGAUGUAUCCCGGCCGACGGAAAUCCUCGAGCGGUCCUUGUUAUCAACAGGAUGCUACCUGGACCUGCCAUACAUGUAUGUGAGGGAGAUACUGUUGUGGUUAACCUUCACAAUAAAAUGGCUGGUGAGGGUAUGUCUGUCCAUUGGCACGGUAUCUUACAGCACGGCACCCCGUACAUGGACGGGGUUGGCAUGCUGACACAGUGCCCUAUACCUGCAUUCACUUCAUUUCAAUACCGAUUUACAGUCCGCGAUCCAGGAACCCAUUUUUGGCACGGACACUUAGGUCUCCAUCGUUCUGAUGGAAUAUUUGGAGCGUUUGUGGUUCGCCAAGCUGCAGAACACGAAGUUCAUCAUGGUCUCUAUGACCACGACCUUCCCGAACAUACUAUGCUCGUCAACGAUUGGUUAAUGGAAUUAGCUGUGGAACGUUUUGCCAAUCACCAUCAGGCUUAUGGAGACAAUAAACCUGCCUCGAUGCUCAUCAAUGGUAAGGGAGCACGUCACAUUUUCUACGAUACCGUACUCAAUGAAAAUAUCACAACACCAUAUGAAGUGUUUAAUGUUGUGCGCGGACGUCGCUACAGGUUCCGGAUUAUAAGUAAUGGUAUAUUGAACUGUCCAAUCCAGCUAUCUGUCGAUAACCAUACACUUCGCGUUAUCAGCAGCGAUGGAAGCCCUUUUAAACCAAUAGACGUCGAAAGUAUUAACAUAUUCGCCGGUGAAAGGUAUGAUAUCGUCAUUCAGGCGGAUCAGAAUGUGGGAAAUUUCUGGAUAAGGGCGAGGGGACUGGACGACUGUGUUACUAAAAAUGUCUACCAACAAGCAAUUCUUCGGUACGCUGGAUCAGCCGAGGAACUACCACAUCGUCCGACAGGCUACGAAUUUGGAGAUCGAGAAGGAAAGAAACUCAAUCCAUUGAAUAAAAAGGGAACAGAUACGCUUAUACCGGUAACGCAACUCGAGAACUUGCAUCCUCCUACCGAGGCACUUAAAGUAGUACCAGACAAGACAUUCUACCUCGCCAUGAACUUUAACAACAUUGACAACUUCAACUUCUACAUGGGACCUCAAUAUGUUCCUUCUGCGAUUGAUGUAGGACACUAUCACAUCUUACUGACACCACAAAUCAACCACAUCAGUACUACACUACCACCAUCCCCUCCUCUGACGCAGUUUCAUGAUAUACCACAGGAUAUGUUUUGUAACGCCGAUACCGUACAAAGGAAUUGUUCUGAGGAAUACUGCGAAUGUGUUCACACUAUAAAAGUUGACCUGAAUGAUACAGUAGAACUCGUCGUUAUAGAUGAAGGAAAGUUCAUGGAUGCCAAUCACCCCAUGCAUCUCCACGGUCAUAAGUUCAGGGUGGUAGGCAUGGACAGGCUAAACAAAUCGACGUCACUUGAGGAAGUAAAGAAGCUGGACAGUGAAGGUAAAUUGACGAGGAAUCUUGUGUCCGCGGUUGAUAAGGACACAGUUACCGUUCCUGAGGGAGGUUACGUCAUUCUGCGUAUCCAUGCCAUCAAUCCAGGAUUUUGGUUUUUUCAUUGUCACGUUGAAUUCCACGCAGACAUCGGAAUGGGGCUUGUGCUUCAAGUUGGUGAGCUCGACCAAUUGCCUCCAGUGCCUGCGAACUUUCCUCGGUGUGGAAGCUGGUCAAAUACACCAACGAAAGCUUAACUACUAUUUAAUGGCAUUUCAAUACCUCUAGCAUCAACUGAGUGAACAGCAUAAUGUCCAAAGUACCUGACUGUGGGACUUAAAAUUAUAAUGAUGAUAUAUGUUAUUGUUGUAUACUAAUAAA